AAAAAUUAAUGUUUCUCUAAUUCUUCCCCGGCCCCAAUCCACGUGAAACAUGUUAUGUUGCGAGCAUUACACUGGAAACUGUUACAUUACAUUCUAAUUGGCGAAAAAUGAAGUGCAUUUGUAUUGUAUCUCACGAAGAUUUGCGUUUGUGACAAAAAAAAAUAUGCAAUUUUUUUCGAAAUCUGACAACCCAUGCCGACCUGUCCGCCGAGUUAACGACGUGCUUAUAGGAUCCUUAAGUAUUUUUAUUCUUAUUUCUUACUCAUUCCAACGGACCAAAAACGACCACGUCAUCUUCAUACGCAACUCCCAAAACAGACGAUAAUUAAAUCAUUGAAAUCUAAACUCUCAUAUACUUUAGCAUUUUCAACAUUUCUAUUAAUAUUUCCAUAGACUAGAUCUCUCUUUCUUAUACAUCCAUAUCACCGAUGAUGCCUCGCCGUGACGUCCUCUUCCUCUCACUCCUCCUCGUCAUCGCCACCGUCUCCGCUGUCGCAUUAGCCGACGAUGAAGCAGAUUGUGUCUACACAUUCUUCCUUAGAACCGGAUCAACCUUCAAAGCCGGUACAGAUUCGAUCAUAAGCGCUAGAGUCUACGACAAAUACGGAGACUACAUCGGGAUCCGAAACCUAGAAGCAUGGGGUGGUUUAAUGGGACCAGGUUACAACUACUACGAGAGGGGUAAUCUCGACAUUUUCAGUGGGAAAGCACCAUGUCUUCCGAGCCCAGUCUGUUCAUUAAAUCUGACCUCUGACGGCUCCGGUGACCACCACGGUUGGUAUGUUAACUACGUGGAAGUCACGACAGCCGGAGUUCAUGCAAAGUGCUCGUACCAAAGCUUUGAUGUUGAGCAAUGGCUUGCGUCCGAUACAUCGCCGUAUGAGCUCAGUGCUGUUCGGAAUAACUGUCCAGUUUCGCUUAGGGAAAGUGUCGGUCGGGUCGGGUCUGAGAUCCGGAAGACUCUCUCUUGGAUCGUGUGAGAGUAGUGAAUGAAAUGUCAAAUGUGUAUGUGUGUGUGUAACUUGGAGAGUUGUUCUUUGUUGUCUUGUGAACGUGUGAUGGCAAUAAUGAAAAUGAUUCGAUCGAAUAAAAGUUCCGUUCUUUGUUGUUUGUGAGAUUUUUAUCAAACAUUAUUAAGUUUUUCGUGUGAUGAAAUUAAAAGAUAAUUACUGAUCAUAUUAAAAAGAAAAAAAG
This is a messenger RNA of Arabidopsis thaliana (thale cress), 1194 nucleotides long. RefSeq names its product Lipase/lipooxygenase, PLAT/LH2 family protein (gene PLAT2). Gene Ontology annotation, cellular component: endoplasmic reticulum. The coding region runs from base 429 to 980 and encodes 183 amino acids. The transcript has 2 exons. NCBI's taxonomy places the organism in Eukaryota, Viridiplantae, Streptophyta, Magnoliopsida, Brassicales, Brassicaceae. The record is from RefSeq and is marked reviewed.